CUUUGCGCCCGCUGGGUCCGGCGCGGGAGUCUCGCUUUCCAAUGGCUUCUGCAGAGCCACCGCGGCCGCCGUCACACACCUGCCUGGCAGAUGGAGAACUGAUUCCGUGAAGCCCCCAGGUGGUCUGGCUCUGGAGCCCAGACUCUAAGAACCGUGUGGCCCCAGAGGCUGCUCAGUCUGUAACCUGACAGAAUCACCGGCUGACUUCUCUUAUUCUUGGCCACAUUAUCUGCAGAAGCAGUACUCAUGGCUGGUCCUCUGUGGAGGGCCGCAGCCUUUAUACAGAGACACAGGUCAGGCCUCUUGGUGGGUUCCUGUGUGGGCCUGUUUGGGGUUCAAAUCUCAUUUCACCUCUUCUCAGAUCCCAUAGUCCGAUGGCUCUACCAGUACUGGCCUCAGGGCCAGCCGGCUCCUCUUUCCCCUCAGCUCCAGAAGCUCUUCCAAGAGGUGCUACAGGACAUGGGUGUCCCCUCAGGUCACUGCUUCAAGCCUUUCACUGCCUUCACUUUCCAGCCCGUGAGUGCUGGCUUCCCAAGAUUUCCUACUGGGGCCAUGGUGGGAAUCCCUGCCAUCUUCCUGGAUGGCUCUGUGACCGCCAUUGACCAUACUGUGAUCAUACAUGGGCAAAGAGUGGAUUGGCAGAGCCCAGCAGGCACCAGGCUGAGAGACGCCCUGACCCUGUCUCAUAAUGCUCAGAAGUUUGCCUUAGCCAAAGAGGUAAUAUACCUGGAGAGCAAUGCUGCUGCCCUGCAGAGCCUGCCAGCCCCGGCUUGCCUCGCAGGAACCUGGGUACUAAGUGUAGGUGUCAAGCAUGCCCUGGGGCUCUAUAGAGGCCCCAUGAGCCUUCGAGCUGCCUUCAAUUUGGUGGCAAUAGUGGCAAGCUUCGUGUCCUACACUUUUUCCAAGGACUCCCUCACUGUCGCCCUGGAAGGCUGGCUGGACCGCCGUACAGCCUCUCUGUCUGCAGCCUAUGCCCAGGGUGGAGUGGAAUUCUAUGAGAAGAUCCUGUCGGGCAACCUGGCCCUCCGAAGUCUCCUGGGCAGACAAGGGGAGAAGCUGUACACACCAAGUGGAAACAUCGUUCCCAGACACUGGUUCUGCAUUAGACAUUUACCCUACACCACCCGCCGGGACUGUCUACUACAGAUGUGGAGGGGGGCACUCAACCCAGGGCGCUCCUGAGAAGCCAGGCAACAGAGCACCCCUGGUUCACAUAGGCACCACCCUGUGAUGAAUUCUGGGGGAGUCUCUUGAUAUGGUUGCUUCCACAGCCCAAGGUCAGAACAGUGACCAUCUUUGGAGUUAAAGAGCUCAAUUCUGCCCUCACCAUGAAUGAAUGUGGUAUCUGUGGGGUGAGUCCCUAAAUGAAUCUGAGUCAUGUUUGCCUCAGCUGGGAAGUGGGAAGGGUUGAUUGGAGGAUUACAUGAGAUUGUGAGCCCAAGGGGCUGGUGGCAGAGAGAGAGCAGCAGAAAUAAAUGGUAAAUGGGGUGCUCA
This is a messenger RNA of Microtus oregoni (creeping vole), 1494 nucleotides long. RefSeq names its product transmembrane protein 177 (gene Tmem177). NCBI's taxonomy places the organism in Eukaryota, Metazoa, Chordata, Mammalia, Rodentia, Cricetidae. Bases 247 to 1182 code for a protein of 311 amino acids. The transcript is spliced from 2 exons. The record is from RefSeq and is a predicted model, not a curated record.